Messenger RNA from Rubroshorea leprosula, 576 nucleotides. Lineage: Eukaryota; Viridiplantae; Streptophyta; Magnoliopsida; Malvales; Dipterocarpaceae. The record is from the annotation of a GenBank genome assembly.
AUCAUCUGACAGCAGAGAACCAGACAUAAAUGAGCUUUCAUUCACAGAGUUAAGAGAUAAACUGCUUGCUCUUGAUCCCCUCAACAAAGACCUUGUCAUAAAGGUAAACCAAGUAGAAGCUGAAUUCUGGAAGAAAUCAGAGGGAUAUAGAGUAGGAUGGAGCGAUGAAAUCUUGGGCUUCGAUUGUGGUGGGCAACAGUGGGUAUCAGAGAUCUGUUUUCCUGCAGGAACUCUUUCCAAGCCAUCAAUUAAAGAUCUUGAAUACAUAGAAGAGCUGAAGCAACUCAUUGAGAAGGAAGAUGUUCCUGCCCCUGCUCCUAUAGAACAGCGCUGGACAGCACGUAGUCAGAGCCUUAUGAGUCCAGCUUCAAGCUCAGCAGAGGAUGACAUAUUCGCAUGGGUUCUACUUUUUUUUUUUUUUCUUUGUAUCCUACCUUUAUAUUUGCUUACUUGUUUCAUAUCAUAUGCUGCUUGGCCUAGUCCUCUUCCUGCAUAUUCAUCACUUGAGUUAGGCACAAGAAUCAAGUGUUUGUUCAAUAGCAAGUAGCAAACCAACAAUAAAAACAAAUCUUGGAC